Messenger RNA from Ixodes scapularis (black-legged tick), 4491 nucleotides. RefSeq names its product protein FAN. The transcript is spliced from 31 exons. NCBI's taxonomy places the organism in Eukaryota, Metazoa, Arthropoda, Arachnida, Ixodida, Ixodidae. The record is from RefSeq and is a predicted model, not a curated record. Gene Ontology annotation, molecular function: protein binding. The coding region runs from base 443 to 3172 and encodes 909 amino acids.
GAAAGACGAAGCCGACGAAGCUAUAAAAGGACAUAGAUAUCAUACUAAAAGGAGGUUCAAAAACACGCGAUGAAAAUAGUUUACACAGCCUAGCUUCACUAGAGAAUAGCCAUAGAGAGAACAGCACCAAACGGAUCAUAACAAUUCUCUAGAUCAAGAGAGUUCAGUUCAGAACUCUGGCAACGCUGUCCAAAACGUCGAACUUUUCAAACUGUUUCCUGUUUCGCCGACUCGCCGACCAGUCGUACUUCGAAUUUCGACAAAGUUCGCGACAUUACCAACAUUACUGCUGACGCUGCCGCCGCUGCUUCCACCACUGCCACUGCUGCUGCCGCCAGCUGAGUGUGUUUUCGGUGAUGUGCGGUCCGUGCCGGUGCGACCGCGAGAACUGACUAGCGCGGUUUAACAGCGAGUCAACGAGUCUGUUUUCUUUAGAAAAACGAUGGCGUUCAUGGACUCUCCGAGUUCGGAAAGGUUUUCACUGCUGCUCCUAGAACCCGGGGAGAUCUACUUCAAAGACUACAGCGUCUACCUUUACCCUGACAACGUGUCCGAGGCCGAAGCUCGCAGGCGCUGCCAGAAAGGAAGGCUGAAGAUAUGCUCAAAGUCGCUGCUCUUUGUUCCCGAGGAUGUUAACCAACCUAUCCUCAAGUUUCCCCUGAACGAGUCAAGCAUCGUGGAAAGAUGGACGGGCCCGCUGAUGUCCAAGCUGUACAGCAAGAACAGCGUCAUGAGCCUCAAGAACGACCAGGUGGUGGAGAUGCUGGAAGGGAACUUCAUCCGGCCUUACGUCUUCAAGAGGAAACGGGUCGCCUACCUGUUCUCCCUGACCUACGGCAGCAUCGAGGAGUGCUGCAGGCACAUAUCCCAGCUGACGAGGGCCUCUACGUUGUCUGCUGCCGAACAUGACGUCAUGGUGGCAGCCAUGGUCCUCUCCUGGCAGUCUAGAAUCACCUUUGACAGAAGUUGCCUGGAGGACCUGACGGAGGAGAUUGUGCUCGAGACGAAGGCGAGCAAGAUCACGCCCCUGGUGACCAACCCGGGCCUGGUGCUGCUCACCUCCCUCAGGCUCUACUUCCAGCCGUUCAACAACGUCGAGCCGUGGCCCCACCUGAAGAUCAACCUGUGCGAGGUGCAGCGGGUGAUCCGACGGAGGUUCCUGCUCAGGCCAGUGGGUCUGGAGUUGUACUGUUCGGAGAGCGCCCUGCUCAAGCACCUGUUCCUCUCCUUCAAGACGAGGGAAGACAGGGACCGGGUGUACGACCUACUCAUGAGGCAGCCAGCACUGCAGCUGGACGACAAGGGGCAGGAGAACAUGACCCUGAUGUGGCAGAAUGGCCUCGUCUCCAACUAUGAUUACCUGCUCUACAUCAACAGCUUGGCCGACCGAAGUUUCAACGAUCUCACGCAGUACCCGGUAUUCCCCUGGGUCAUUGGGGACUACUCAAGUAAUACGCUCGACUUGACAAAGGAUAGCAGCUACCGCGACCUGUCCCGCCCUCUGGGGGCGUUGAGCGAGCUGCGACUCAAGAAACUCAAGGACCGGUAUGCAGAGAUGGGUGAACCCAAGUUCCUCUAUGGGUCACACUACUCCACACCGGGCUUCGUCCUCUACUACCUUGUCCGCAAAAUGCCUCAGUACAUGCUCUGCCUACAGAAUGGACAUUUUGAUCGCCCGGACAGGAUGUUCAACAGCAUUCCGGACACGUGGAGGAACGUGACGACGGACGCGGCAGACUUCAAGGAGCUCAUUCCGGAGUUCUACGACACGGCCUCCAAGGGCGACUUCCUGAUCAACUUUCUGAACCUGGACUUUGGACGGAAGCAAACGGGUGAGGCGGUGGGUGACGUGGAGCUGCCACCUUGGGCGAAGGACCCUGCGCAUUUCAUCCACACCUGCCGAGAGGCCCUGGAGUCUAAUUUCGUCUCCGAAAACCUGCACAACUGGAUUGACCUGGUGUUCGGCUACAAGCAGACCGGAGAAGAGGCCGUCAAGGCCGACAAUGUCUUCUUCCACCUGACAUACGAAGGCAGCAUUGACUUGGACCACAUCACGGACAUCCACGAGCGCCACUCCCUGGAGGUGCAGAUCAUGGAGUUUGGCCAGACACCCCGCUGCAUCUUCAGCAAGCCCCACCCGCAGAGGUUUUGCACCAUCCUCCCGCGGUCGCUGAGCAUGAACGACGACACCUCGGUUGAGGCGGCAGACGCGGAGAACGCUGUGACAGAGGGCGCCAGGCACCCGCGGUCCUCGAGCCUUGUCUUCACUUGGCAGAGGGACAUGGCACAGUUGAGCAAGGUGGCGGAGCACAGCCUGCACAAGGAGACUGUCACAGAUGUAUGUUUUUCAAGGGACAAGAAGAGUGUCUUUUCUGUUUCACAAGACAGACUGCUCAAGCUGUACUCUUUAGAGCUCAAGCAACAGAUACGAAGCACGAGCAUCUCUCAGAUGGCUCUUUCGUCAUGCAUCCUGAUGAACGACCAGACCGUCGUGGUCUCCUCGUGGGAUAACUAUGUCUAUGUCUACAACAUGGAAUAUGGGCGUGUCACUGAAUCCAUCAUGGCUCACAAUGAUGCAGUGUCUCAUCUAUGUUGGAAGAAUGGGGUGCUGGCAACCGCUUCCUGGGACUGUGUUGCGAAGGUGUGGGGCAUGGGCAACGGUCGAGGCCACUCUCAGCUGCUGGCGGAGCUGGAGCACGAGGCGGGCGUGAUGUGCGUGUCCCUGGACGAGGAGGCCAGCCGCCUGGCGUCGGGCACCGUCGAGGGCUGCGUCAGCGUCUGGCACCUGGGCGACCUGCCCGUCUGCCUGGGACAGUUCCAGGUUCAUGACGGCUCUGUGUCUGGAGUGUCCUUCAGUCCCGAUGGCAACAGGGUGGCGUCGUGCAGCGAGGACGAGACGCUCAAGGUGGUGGACGUCCGCACGGGGACGGUACUCUUCAGCAAGGGCGCCGGCGAGCCUCUCCGCUCCCUGUGCUGGGACGGUGCCACGGUGCUGACCGGGUGCAGGUCGGGUUGCCUGCUCGUCUGGGACCUGCUUGGAGGACACGCCCCCCGCAGGCACACCGCACACUCCGGAGCCUUGACCUGCGUCGCCACGAUGGACGACGGAAGCCUCGUCGCCACGGGCGGAGAAGACGGGAAAGUGAUGGUGUGGCACCCGCCGGAGGCGUGACGGAUGCCCUCCCCACCGUGUCCGUCGCCGCUCGUGUCGUGCAAAGGGACCGUCGUGUACAGCCCUUGGGUACUUACCGUCCAUGCGAGUUGCCAAGAUCCCCCGUGCCAAACCAACCAAACUUUGUGGAAAACUUCACGACAGUGCUGGGUUUGGACGUAUGCGACGACGGAGGUCCCGAAAGAAACGGUACUCCUCGAGGGAAGAACUUCACAGUUAAUAUGUGGCCAAGUUCGGAUAUUUCUUCCGGGAGAAUUUUUUUUAGUAUCUUAUAAUGCCCGAAGCGACACAUUUUCACUCCCGCAAGUGGGCAGUCGGCAAUUCUCGUCAACUAUGCCGUGUACGCGAGACGGUUGUUUUAAAGGAAGAGUAACCUGGCAUUGUGGUCGUGCAACAUGAAGCAAGAGGCUCCAGCGUGCCCAGUUCUUUCUGCAUUCCUCCCGAGAUUUUUGAAGUCGACACUAAUGUCGAGCAUUCUUGAUUCUAAAGUAUGGUUAGGUAAAGGGGACAGGUACCGCGAUUAUUUGCUCGGAGAAAAAGUUUUAAUAGAAAAUAAUCUACUUUUAUAUUUAUUUUUUUAACUUUUAAGUGGGAUAAGGAGUGCCUAAUGGGAACCCCUAAGUGAGAAUGAAACCUGCGCACAUAGGCAGUCCGAUUCCAGGUGUAACAAAUUGUAUGUUUGGAGGCUCACCACAUUGUGCUCGGUCCUUCCGAAGAGCUUGGAUCCAGAUUCUGAAAGGUAGCAUUUAUUUGCUAGAUCAUGCAGAAGGUGGACAAAUGCUCUGUUCUUUAGCGGUGUACCCUUUUUUUUAUUUGUCUACCUUUAACACAAAUCAUUCCGGGAGGUACAAACGUGAAAGCAGACACUUCGGUGAGAGCUCUGACAAUUCUCCCAAUCAAAAGACAAAAGGAGAAUUCAUUUGUUUUGUGUUGCUGUUUGCAAGGUAUUUUUCUCAAUCAAUCGUGCCACGACGUUUGUUUGCACCCGAUUUGUCCUGUACUUUUCUCGCAACCGAGCAACAAACUUUUUUUUGUCGUCUUUGCACCACGCAUCGACUACGUUCGGCGAUGUUUUUGUUUAUGCACGCGCCACAAACCAGCAUGAAUGGUGCAGAGCUUAUGCCAGAGGUAGUAGAGCAUUCCAGGAGCACCCCAUCAAUAUUAAAGCCCGUUGAGUUUCAUCACCACGGACUGCUUUCUAGCCCUCGAAAUGCCAAUACCUCUCGCUCAGCCACGUUGAUUGAAUACACGAGGAAUGCAGUCAAUACUUAGUUUAAAACUGUGUCGUACCAUCCAUAAAAGUGAAUAUGCAGCCCAAA